Molecule: messenger RNA, 4303 nt
Organism: Bicyclus anynana (squinting bush brown)
Lineage: Eukaryota; Metazoa; Arthropoda; Insecta; Lepidoptera; Nymphalidae
Gene: Golgin245
Product: golgin subfamily A member 4
Exons: 8
Coding region: 184-3918 (1244 amino acids)
Biological process (GO): Golgi vesicle transport
Cellular component (GO): Golgi apparatus
Molecular function (GO): small GTPase binding
Source: RefSeq, a predicted model, not a curated record
GUCAAUAAUGGUUUGGUAAUUGGUUGUCAACUUGUCAAAUUGUUCGUCAUUUUGGUAAUUUUUGUUAUCUUUGCUGAUCAAUUCGAUAUUAAUAUUGUUUGUACUGAUAUAAUUAAAAUUCCUUCAAUCGAAACAAAUCAAUGAUUUUCUUUAACUUGGAUUAGUAAGUGUUAGCCCGGAAAAAUGUUCAAAAAGUUCAAAGAUAAGUUGGCUGAGGAAGUGAAAUCGUCUCCUCAAAGGAUCCAACAGUUUGCACAAGCUGCUCAGGCAGCCGUGACUUCAGCAUCCAGCAGCAUUUCAGACAUCACAAAUAAUGAUUUGUUUUCUAUUGGUGACAAUGAUGCUACCAACAAGAAUCGGACUCCAAACAACCAACAAAAUAAUUUACAAGAAGUGCUACUUGUGCAACCUGAAACAACUGAAACAAAUGCUGAAGCUAUGAAUUAUCAUGUUACUCAAGAGCAGUCACCCCAAGAAAGGCAAAGAAGAUUAUCGAACAGUUCUUUGGCUAGCGACAUAUCCUUUCGACUGCCAAGCUAUGAAAGUCCAUCAAUGUAUCAUUUACAGUCAGAUAUGGAGGUAUCUGCAAGUGAAGCUGAGGAUAGAGGAAUAUCUGGUGGAACAGUUAAUCUUGACCGUGUGACGAAAGAUCAAUUAUAUUCAGCAUAUCGUCGUACUCAGGAUAGAUGUACUAAAUACAAAACACAAUAUGCAGAUCUUGCUCGCCACUACAAACUUCUGGAAAGGGAAAAUGCAAAAGCAAAGAAUGUUCUUGUAGAGACACAGGACAAGGCACUGAGAAGAAUAUCUGAAUUACGAGAGCAGUGUUCAUUGGAACAAAGUGCUAAAGCUCAUCUUGAGAAAGCACUUCGGAUCGAUAUAGAAGAAAAAAAUAUGAAAAUUGAAACACUUAACACAAAGCUAAGUCUUUUACAAAGCAAUAAUAUAUCUGAGAGCAAUAAUUUACUAGGAAAUAAUAAUAUAUCAACAUUGGUUGAAGGUAAUGGAAAUGAUGCACCUUUGAUAACAUUGGCUACAGAGAAUGUAUGUGUAGAAAAAUUAACAACCGAAGACUCUGUAUCAUCAGAAAUCACAGUUUUAAAUAAAAAAGUUGAAAAAAUGGAACAAUUACUUAACAAAUAUAAAGAGUCACUUAAAACAACUAAAGAAAAAAAUUCUCAGUUAGCUGCUGAGUUACAAAAAACUUCGAAUGAAUUGGAUAUUAAAGAAAAAGAAAAUAAUCAACUGAAAGCUACAGCCGCCGCUUUAUUAGAAGCCCGAAAAAAAAUUGAAGACCUUAAUGAAACUAUAGAAGAGUUGCAAAAUAAAAAUAACUCCAAUGAAUUUUUAAAAAGUAAAGAAAUGUCUAUUUUAGAAAUAAGUCUAAAAAAUUCCCAAGAUGAGGUUAUGCAAUUGCAAAAGAAAAUCGAAGUUCUGAGUAAAAGAGAAGAAGAAUAUGCUAUAUCAUUGGCUGAAAAUAAACUUAGUAUUCAUAAGGAACUAGAAGGAAAAGAAAACGAAAUAAAAUCAUUGAAAGAAAGUUUAAAGAAUAGUCAAAAUGAGAUUCAAUCUCUUAAUAUAGUAAUAAACGACUACAAAUCGAAAGUAAGUCAAAUAGAAGAAGCAAAUUCUAAAUUAAGAAACGAAAUAACUGAACUAAACACGGACAAAGCUAAAAUUGUAGAAGUAAAAACUGAACUAGAAACUUUUGCACAAAAAUGUCAAAAUCUCGAAAGUUUGAUUAAUAAAUCAGAUGAGGAAUAUAAAUGUCUUGAACUACAGUUAAAGCAAGAAAAUGCAGAAAAACUAGCAAUGAUUGAUAGGAAUGGUUAUUUAGAAAAUAGGAAUGCACAACUACUAGAAGAUAACUCCAAAAAAAAUUCACAAAUUAGCCAAUUUGAAAAUGAACUGCAGACACUUAAAAACAAUAUUGAAAGUCUAAAAAUUCAAGAACCUGAAGAACCAGAAGUAAUAAAAAAAUAUAUUGAAGAAGUAAACCAAUGGAAAGUGAAGUGUAAUAAUUUGGAGUCUGAAAUACAAGACGAAAGAGAAGAACUCGUUAAAUUACAGUCUGAAAUUGAAAAACUAUUAGCCAAUCAUGAAUUAGUGCAGAGUUGUAAUGAAGAAUUAAAGAUUACAGUUAAUGAUUUAAGAUUGGAGAUCGACAUUUUGAAAAAGAAAGAACAACAAGCUAAUGAACUUAAUUUAAGAUGUAACGACUUGGAAAGCAAAAUUGUCAAUUUACGAAAUAUAAUUAAUGUAACCUUAGAGGAAUCUAAAUCUUUUAAAAACUUUAUAAAUACUUCCAUAACAACUUUAAAAGACAAAAUUGUGUUGCUAAAUGGUAUGGUUAAAAUGUCUGAGGACUUGCAGACAGGUAACAAUGAAUUACAAAAAGACGUUCGGAAAAUGUUUGAACAAUGUAAUAUUUUAAAAAAAGAGUUAACCGAAAAAGAAGAUGAAACUCGAGCACUAAAAUUACAAUUUAAUAAUCUGAAGUCAGAGAAUGAUUUGAAAAUUAAUAAUUUAAUUGAAGAAUCUGAAAAGCUGAAAGAGAAAGUGCAUAUUUGUAAUGAGGAAAAUAUAUUGUUGAACGAUCGCAAUAAUUCUUUUGCUAAAGAAAAUGACGAGCUCCGUAUUAAAGUACAAUCUAUUUUAACUGAGAAAGAAUCGUUAACAGAGGAAAUUAACAAAGUGUCCGAUAAGUAUAAAGAAAAGUUAAACAAUUAUGAAGUUUUAAGUAAAGAAUUUGAUGAAUUAAAAGAAGUCAGUGCUAAGAAGUCGAAUCGCAUUAGUGAAUUGGAAAAAUGUCUUGAAGUACUUAGAGAAGAAAAUACAUCAUUAAAGAAUUUAUCUGAUACAAUUUCGAAGAGUGUCAUUGAUAUUGAAUUAGAGUUAAAAGAAGUUCAGAAAUCACACUCUCAGAUUGAAAUGGAAAAAGACCAUUUGAUUACAGUAAUUGAUAAUUUAGAACAGAAGGCUGUCGAAAGUAAACAAUCGGAUGUACAAGCUACGCAGACAGAUAUAGACAUUCCUAACGUCAAAGAUGAGCUUGAAGAAAGUCAUAGAACCAUAGAAGCAUUACAAGACGAAAUGAAUUCAUUAAAAGACUUGAAUGCGACUUUAUCAACACAAAAUGAACAAAAUUUGUUAACCAUUAACAAAACUGACGAUAUAUUAAAAGAACGAGAUUAUGCAUUUGAAGUACUAAAAGAAGACAAUAGACGUUUGCAGUCUGAUAUUGAAGGUCUUCAGACUCAUAUAACUAAAGUUUCUAAGGAGAAUAGUCAACUAAAUGAUAAAUUACGAGAGCUAAUUGUUUCAACCGAAAAUAUUCCUGAAAAAGGUGUAAUGUCCCAUGAACACGAAACUUUAAAAAAUGAACUACAAAUAAGUAAAGAAAAAAUAGAAAGCUUGAUACGAGAAAAUUCAUUCCUUGCCGAGGAAAAUUUAGAACUUAAGGACCAAAUACAAUCGCAAACUUAUUCUCAUUCCCCGACUGUGAACAUUGCGAGUAAUGUUGAUAACAUGGCGGAUAAAUAUAACACAUUGUUAGAUACAAAAAAUAAAUUGGAACAGAAAUUAAGCGAAACAGAACAGAUGAAUCAAUCGAUAACUGGAAGUAUGCAAGUAAUGCAAACUAACAAUGACAAACUAAAACUUACAAAUGAAAAGUUGGGACUAAGAUUAGAUGAAGCACUUGUUAGCUUAAGGCAUUUACAUUCACUUCAAGAAAAUACAGAGUUAGAAUAUUUAAAGAAUAUUCUUUACGAGUAUUUGACUGGUAAUGGAGUACAUUCCAUAACUCUUGCUAAGGUAUUAGCGGCUGUAGUUAAAUUUGAUGACAGACAAACUGAUAUGGUACUACAAAAGGAGAAAGAAAGACAGGGCUUUUUGCGGCAACUCGGGAUAAUUUGAUACGUGACAUGAAGAUAAAAUUAAUUUAUAUUAAAAUAACAUUCUUAUUUAUUUUAUAUUAUUCUGUAAGUACAAACCAAUUGUAUAAGAAGCACCCACACUAAAAUCACAUUUAAAUGAAAUUAUCACUCAUAUUGUUCUGCAUAAACAAUGAAGUGAAAAAUUAUGUACAUAAGUAAUGAAAUGAUAGAAUGUUUUUAGAAAAAUAUUUUAAUUAAGUAGGUUAAGAUUUCCGUUUAAUAAGUAUAUAAUUGCAAUAAUGUUGCCAUUUUGUACAAUCUUGUUCUGUUAAGCACUUAAAUUAUAAAAUAACUUAUAACAAUUAUUAUGUACUAAUGUAAAUUUUAAUAAAAAGAUUUACAAGAAAUUGUUAAUACAAAAUUAC